AUGAGCAACGCUAGUGAAUCAUCUUCUGAUGAAUUUGAAAAUGAAUGGGAAGGCAGCAAUGGGAGUGAAGAAGAAGAGUCAAGCACCGAGGAAAAGACAAUAGCAAUUGUGGAAAAGGUUUCAGCAAGGCUCAAUGGGUUGAAAGAGGCUAGUGCUUCAGUCAAGCUCCGGGACAAAACAAAAGAAAACCUUCACAUGCUGCACAAAUAUCUCGAUUCAAGGUCGAAAAUUGAUGAUCGAAUCCACCAAGUGGACGAGUUUCAGAGGAUUGCCACCUUCCCUUUGGUUACUGAUUCAGGUGGAAUUGAGACCAAAAGCGACGAUCCGCUUGAAUUCAAGUCAGACUUCCAACAACAGUUGGCUGAAGGCAAGCCAGUCAUAACUUUGGAUGAGCGCCACAUUGUCGCGAGAAUAGCCAAACCAAUUUACAGGCAAACCCUCGAGAACAUCGUUGACCAAGUUUACAGCUUUUGUGGAUGCAACAAAGACGACAUCCAAAUACUGGGUGUCCCUCUCAAAGGCUCGGAACGUGCUCAAGAAAAGGCCGAUGAUGAUUAUAGCAAACGAAAGCCCGGUCCCGGAGUCUCGUGGUUGUACGACAUUGUCCGUGCAAGUAUUAUCUUUUCUACAACAGAGCAGAUCGCAAGAUGUCUGGAAGCAAUCCGGGACGAUCCAUCAAUACGAGUGGUGAAAGCCAAGAAUCGAUUUGAAAAGCCAACUCUUACAGGGUAUAGGGACUUCAAUCUGUGCAUUCAAAUCGAUAUUCCUGGCUAUAGAUUCAGGCAUAUUUGCGAGCUUCAAAUCCACCAUAAAGCUAUCCAAGUUUUACAGACAGAACUCAAAACAACAACAUCGCAGUAG
Molecule: messenger RNA, 861 nt
Organism: Cylindrotheca closterium
Lineage: Eukaryota; Bacillariophyta; Bacillariophyceae; Bacillariales; Bacillariaceae
Source: the annotation of a GenBank genome assembly